Microplitis demolitor is the source of this 5834-nucleotide messenger RNA. RefSeq names its product axin (gene Axn). The transcript has 9 exons. Lineage: Eukaryota; Metazoa; Arthropoda; Insecta; Hymenoptera; Braconidae. Bases 1247 to 3748 code for a protein of 833 amino acids. Gene Ontology annotation, biological process: negative regulation of canonical Wnt signaling pathway. The record is from RefSeq and is a predicted model, not a curated record.
UUGGCAAUCUUGAAAAUUUUCUCUCUCACUCAUCCGCUCAGUCUCGGGUGUUCGGGUCUCAAUUCAAACAACUCAGGAGCCCACACAUGAGAGUGAGAACUCAUGUACACGAACAAGUAAGAGUGAGUAAGUAAAUCCCGUGCAAUAUCAGGGUAAGCAGAACAGUCUUGAGCUUGAGCAGGCUGACAAAUCGUACACUCGUGGACAGUCAUGGAUUCAGCCUAGGUGUGCCUAGGUGGCAGAGUGGAGGCGGAGAAGGAAACAACUUAAAAAGAAUAAGAUAAAGGUAUAAAGAAAGAAGAAGAAGAACAAGUUGAAGAAGAAGAGAAAGACAGAAAAUAACAAGACGGGUGUUAGGGAGAGACCGAGCUAGAGCCAGACGAAGAGGAAAAACAAGUAUAAGAAGUGGGAGAAGUGAGCGAGCAGUUGAUGGCGACGAUGUACAGCAGUGUGAUGUGUGUUGUUGGAUCUGUGAGUUUGUUACUACUGUGAUACUGGCUCCAGUGGUGCGUUUAAAUUUUUAAAAAUAUUUUUCAUUUUGUUUUAUUAUUCUGUUAUUAAAUUGUGAAAUUAUUUAUUUAUUGAUAAUUAUUUAUGUGCAGUUACUGGUGAUGUUUAUUGAUAUCUAUAUAGUUAAUAUAUAUGUAUAUAUAUACAUAUUUGUGUUUAUAAAUGUAGCCUGUAGUUUUGUUGGUUAAAAUACAAAUGCACAUAAAAUAGUCAGGAGUGGCUCGGAAGCAGAAACAGCAGCAGCAGCAUAAGCAUCAGAAGUAGCCAGCAGCUAACCAGACAAACGCAUUCGUACGUAAAAGAGUGAAUAUAAGAGACCCAGAGAGUCGGGUUUUUUAUUCGCGUCGUCGUGGUACGCGCCAUGCGCAACCCGUGCCGUCCUAACUACUCCUCUGGUUACACCAACUUCUAUCCACCAAGAAGUUGACGUUAACGUUAUCUUGUUAAAGAGGUGAAUUAAAAAAUGAUAUUGGAUAGACGAGUAUCAGGACCGUGAUCGGGGUAAUAAGAGCCUCGGACGUCGAAGAUAAAAUAACGUCAAAUAUUGUUAAGGUGAGGCGGCCGUUUAACGGAAACACGGACGCCAGCACCGCGUGCCAUCAGUUUUUACAGACGUCGCCCUCGCCGUCGGACAGAUUUGGUUUAGCCAUGUCCACUAGGAAGCGGCGAGGAUUGAAAUAUAGUUUAGCAGAGAGAAAUAAGAAAAAAAUAUCACUUUACAGCUACGAUAGAUAGGAUGAAUAGAUCUCGGCGGAACGAAGCCCGUUACUUCAAUGAGAAUUCCCCUAGACCACCGGUUCCCGGAGAAGAGACAGAGUCCUACGUCGGCAGGUAUCGUUCGCAAAGUCCGGCUCUGACACCUAGACGCUCGGCUCUAGGUUGUCACGCGGCCUCGUCAUCUUGCGAUGCUUCAGCGCCGCUUGGAUUUGAGCCGGAGGGUUCCUGUGGUAUUAUGGAGACAAAUUCACCUCCGGCAUGUCUGCGAUGGGCACGCAGUAUACAAUCAUUGCUACUAGAUCGAGAGGGUCUUCAUUUAUUCAGAAAUUAUGUUACUGAAGAAGGGAAUCAGUAUGACAUUGAUGUACUGGAAUUUUGGUUGGCUUGUGUGGGUCUCAAAGAGCCACAGAAUGCCGAUAAAACAUCUCAAUUGGUUAAAGCGAUUUACCGAAGGUAUAUUGUUAAAGCGCAAUUGGAAAUACCUGAAGAUGUUAAAAAAGAAACAAAACGUCGUCUCAAAGAGACCUGGCCGGAGGAAAAUAUCUUCGACAAUGCUCAACUGGAGGCUGAGCACCUGAUGGCAAGGACAUCCUAUCCAAAUUUUUUACGAUCAGAUAUGUUCCUCCAGUAUGUGCAAGCCUGCCAAAAUCCAGAACAAGGAGGUGGUUGUCCAAGCUCGAGCUCAAGCCGAGACAUAUCAUUGUCAUGUGGCCCAAGUUUACUGCCAACUCUGCACGAGGAUACCGAGUAUCAUCCUAUACAGCAUAUAUCCCGUUCGGCGUGUGAUACACCCAAUGAAUUAAGACUGACCAAAGACGUACUGAUGGCAACUCAAAAAACGAGGGCUUUGGAUGUCAGACCUAAGCCAGAAGCUUUCGCUGGAAUGUACUUGCAACCUGGAACUAGUCCAUACCAUAUGUCAUCAAAAGUACGCGUUCAAUACUCGUCAUACAAUCCAGUGUCGAGACAGGACUCGGAGCUACAGAGUUUGAGCAGCGAUGCACGUACUGAGUCGGACAAUCUAUCCAUUACCGAUUCCUCAGUGGAUGGAAUGUCAACGGGAAGGUCUAAGAGCAGUAAGAAACAGUACCUAAGACAUAGUAGAGCAAUCAAGGAGUCAGCAAGUUUGAAUCGCGAUCCGUUGCUUCAUUCGGUGAUACCGCGUACGGAUCGCGCGCCGCGAGAGCUUACAAAGCCGCCUAAGCCAGAGAUUUUUGCUCAAGAGCUUGCCAUGAGACUGGAAAUAUUAAAGCGCGAUCGAGAGCAUCAGGAAAAAGUUGAGAAAUUGACGGAAGAUUCAUUUGUCGAUGCCUCGGAUUGCAGUAUAUCUGCUAGUGGUACUGGCGUUGGCAGUACAGAUACAACGAAAAACUUAGCGGACGCGUUAUGUCAAAAACUUAGCAUCGAUGAUGGUAAUGAUCAAGAUAUUUUGGAUCAGCAUGUGUCGCGUGUUUGGUCGGAUCCAACGCCCUCAAGGUCACCGGGUAUCGUUUCUCCAAAGUCAGCUGGACAUAAUUACUCACGGUCACAUAAACAACGUAAAGAUAAAGAUGGUUACUCGACGUUCUCAAUUGACAGUGGUAAUAUUCAUGAUUUUGCCGAGGGUGAUUUUGCUGGCGCUAGUUCAUUAAGUUCAUCGACAACUCAUUUGCCUAAAUCAAAGUCUGUGCCUUCUGAGUUUGCUGAUUCUCUUCAUAAGCCAGAUCUUUAUCUCCAAGGUCAAGAUCAAAGAUUUCGUAGAAGCGAUAUGUCGAGAAGAUCAGCAACAAAGAAAUCGUUGACGGAAUUGACGGACAGUGGUGUUAGUGUUAUCAGUGAUGUUACUGCUGCUAGUAAAGAUUGUCGUAUGCAGUGGCGGAAUCAAAUUGAAAAGAAGAACGAACUGAAACACAUGAGACAUGGUAAAAAAUAUGGCUCACGUAGCGGUUCUUUAGAGAGAGCUAAUCGAGAAGAAUGGGGUGGUCGUGCACAACCAUUCCUUGGUGAUCCAGGAAUGCCAUUACUUCCUCAACCUCACAUUCCAACGCAAUUGGAGGAGGCAAAACGACGUUUACUUGAGGAAGACAGAGCACGUGGUGGUAGCGCAAGUAGUAUGAUGUACCCUGGGCCUUCAAGUGCUGCCUGUUCAUCUGGAUUUAACCGUCGUAUUUUACCGGCCUACAAACAACAAUCUCAUGAGCCAGUAUUUAGUAGCCAACAACACCAACAACCGCAACAAUGUCCGCAUCCAUCGAAUCAAUCUACAUUACGAAAAAGCCGUCAUGAUAUAGGAGAUUUUACCACUGUAGUGUUCAAUUUUUGUGACGAACAAUUUCCUUAUAGAACUAAAAUUCCAGGACAUAAUGUUACUUUGAAGCAAUUUAAGGAAUAUCUGCCGAAAAAAGGAAGUUAUAGGUAUUUCUUUAAAACAGAAUGUGAAGAUCUGGAUACAAAGGUAAUACAAGAAGAAAUAACUGAUGAUUCUGAAGUAUUACCACUGUGGGAAGGCAAAGUAAUGGCCCAAGUUAAAGCACUUGAAUAACUUAAGUUAUUCCUUAUCAUAAAAAUAUUUAUUCUCCGACUGUACAGAUAUAUAUUAUAUAUAUAUAUACAUAUAUUUUUUUGUUUAUCAACGAAAAAAAAAAAAUGAAAGAAACGUAAAACAAAAAAAGCAGUUUAAAAGUUCCAGUCAAAAUUACCGUAUAGUUGAAUUUUAGUUGACUAAAAAAUUAUUUUUAAUUGUUUACGUUAUAUAUUUAAUUAUUAAUAAUCUAUUCGUAUAAAGAACAAUGUAUCUCUUCCAGAGGCUUCCCAUAGUUUUUGUCCGGCCAAAUGUACAAAAAAAGCCUGCGUAGUUUUUGUUUGAUAAAAGUCUGCGUAGACUUCCGCAGACAAUUUUAUCAAAGCGAUAUAGGCAAUAAGUUUUUAUGAAUAUUACGUAUAUUACUUUGUAUAUUUAUUACUAUAAUUAUUAUUAAAAAAAAAAAAAAAAAAUUUUUUUUGUUUGUACGCGUAAUUUACGUAAUAUUCAUUAUGAAAUAAAUGAAAUUUGCGUCUCAUCGUGCCACAAAAAUCAUUCAUUUAAAAAAAUAUAAAUCAUUUGUAAUAUAUAUUCAUAUAUUAAUACAAAUUAAUAAUAAAUAAAAAAAAACGAUAACGCAAUAAUUGUGUGGGCGGCAACCUGGGUAACAGAUUAUUGGAUAGUCAAUAAUCAUAACGACGUUUUAUCAGGUGCGAUUUAAAAAAAUGUGCCUUUUAGUGUAAUAAGAUUGAUCUAAGACUUAGUAAAAAAAUUAAGAAAAUUAAUUACACGCUCGAUAUUAAUUUAUAAUUAUAAUUAUAAUUAUAAUUAUAAAUUUAAUAACAAUUAUAUUUAUCAUUUUUUAUAACAUUAAUAACUAGGGAAAAAUUUUUUUUUAUACAUAAGUUUUAUAUUAUUUUUGAACUUCUCUUUUUUUUAAAUCAGCACCGUUACGUUUAAUUUAAUUUAAGAAAAAAAGAAUUUUAAAGAGAUUAAUUAAACUAUUAAUUGGUGCUACUACCGAUUGUAAAGUACGCGAUAUCCCAAUGGAUAUUUUAUUAUUGAACAUAUAUUGAGUGUUUUGUACUAAACGUUAUUUCCACUUGUUUUAAUUAUGGAAAUAUGUUUAUAUUUAAAAAGAUAAAUUAAUUUGAAUAAUUAUUAAUUAUUAAUUACUGAUUACUGUCUGUCUUGGUUUACUUUUUUUUCUUUCGUUACCAAGAUUCCACUUGUAUAGUUUACUAAUAGAACAAAGGAUUUAAAAAUGAGAAAACGAAGUUAUUGCUUCGAUUUAAAUAAAUAUUUGACUGCAUAACCGCUCAAAUAAACAGAUGAUUAUUUAUAUUCGUUAAUUAAUGAGAUUCCCACUGAAAAAAUAUUUAUAUCGCGGCCUAAGGCUUGUUUUAUUUAUUUAUUAAACAUCCUUACGGUUUAUUUUCUAAUUUAAAUGUAAAAAAAAUUUUUCUAGUUACUUUUUUCUUCGAGCUUCCAAUUGUUUUUUAUUAAUUAGUGUUUUUUUAAUUAAUAAUUAUUGAUAGAGAACUUCCAAUUAAAACUACAGACAACUGCAAUUAUAUUUAAUAAUGAAAAUGUGCAUUUUAAAAUCAAAUUAAGUGAAUAUUAAUUAUAAAUAUUUCAUCAUCAACGAUUAUUGUUUGAUUAUUGUUUUUAUAUUAAAUUUAAUUUGUUUAAAAGAGAUGAACGAAUGAUAAUUUUUUUGUUAAUAUCGUAAAUAUUGUUCCUGUACGUAACUAAUUUUCAUUUACAUUAAUUAGAUUAUUUUUACAUUUAUCCUCAUUAAUAUUAACUGUAAAUUAAUGAAAAAAAAAACUAAUAAUAACAAUAAUAAUGAUGCAACGAUUUUCACCACAGUUAUUAUGUGUUGUUAUUCGCGUCUCAGCAUCGACUCUACUUAAAAAAAAAAAUUAUAUAUAUAAAUAUUAAAAAAUUUUUUUGUAAUUAUAUUAAUAAAUUUAAUUAGUUAUUAAUUUAUUAUUUAGACGUUUAUCUUAUGAUUUAAGGAAAUUUUUGAAUUACAUUUUAUUAUAUAUUAAAAAAAAAUAAUAUUUAAUAAACUAUUAAAAAAAAAGUAAUGUUUUGUAAAAAA